Benincasa hispida (wax gourd) is the source of this 1116-nucleotide messenger RNA. RefSeq names its product fasciclin-like arabinogalactan protein 7. NCBI's taxonomy places the organism in Eukaryota, Viridiplantae, Streptophyta, Magnoliopsida, Cucurbitales, Cucurbitaceae. Gene Ontology annotation, cellular component: plasma membrane. Gene Ontology annotation, biological process: plant-type secondary cell wall biogenesis. The record is from RefSeq and is a predicted model, not a curated record.
UUAGUUUAUGAUCCAAUUACUAUCUCUUCUUCACCAGCCCAUUGCUUUUCUCCUCCAUUUCUUUAAAUACUUGCUUCAAUUUUCCAUCUUUAUUUGUAUUUCUCAUUUCCUUCCCCAUUAUUUCUCUGUCAGACAGACCUUCUCUCUUGCUUGGCUGGAAGUUGUGGAAAAUGGAUUUUUCCAUGAUUUUCACUGUUUGUAGUGCAUUGUUGCUUCUGAGUUCUUCAUCUGCCAAUGCCCAAACAGCCAGCCCCCCCUCACUUAGCCCAACCCCGGCACCGGCACCAGCCCCAGAUUUUGUCAACCUUACAGAUCUGCUCACUGUUGCUGGUCCAUUUCACACCUUCCUCGGCUACCUCCAGUCCACCAAAGUUAUUGACACCUUCCAAAACCAAGCUAAUAACACAGAGGAAGGAGUGACUAUAUUUGUCCCAAAAGACAGCGCUUUCUCGGCGCAAAAGAAACCGUCUCUCUCGAAUCUCACUGAAGAUCAACUCAAAUCUCUUAUCCUAUUUCAUGGCCUGCCACAUUACUAUUCCCUUGCUGAAUUCAGGAACCUCAGCCUUCAGAAUCCGAUCCCGACAUUCGCUGGCGGGCAGUACAGUUUGAACUUCACAGAUGUUUCAGGGACUAUCCAUAUUGGCUCUGGCUGGACCAACACAAAAGUUAGUAGCAGUGUGCAUUCAAGUGAUCCCGUUGCAGUUUACCAAGUUGACAAACUUCUGCUGCCCGAGGCAAUCUUCGGAACCGACAUCCCACCAACCCCAGCCCCAGCACCGACACCUGAUAUCGCUCCUGUUGCAGAUGCUCCUUCGGCUGUUAGUGAUGGAAAGGUUGCUCCAUCUUCAGAACCAAAACCGUCAUCUUCCGAUAGGAUCAUCAACUGGGGAAUUUUUAUUCAAAUUGUUUUGGCAAUUUCAGGUGGAUUUUUGUUUUGAUUGUGAUCAGAAAUCCUACCACCCAUUUAUUACAUUUAAGAAAACUAUAUUGGCAUUUUGUUCUGUUAUUGAUGUGAAACUCCAUUUUUUUGUGAACAUAUAUGUUGUUGGAUUUGUGCAUGAGAAUUUCUACUGUGUGGUCUAUAAAUUAUGAUGGGGAAGGAAAUUUGUUUUACAA